This is a messenger RNA of Xiphophorus maculatus (southern platyfish), 2756 nucleotides long. RefSeq names its product WD repeat domain, phosphoinositide interacting 2 (gene wipi2). NCBI's taxonomy places the organism in Eukaryota, Metazoa, Chordata, Actinopteri, Cyprinodontiformes, Poeciliidae. The transcript has 12 exons. Gene Ontology annotation, biological process: nucleophagy; protein localization to phagophore assembly site; protein lipidation. Bases 179 to 1462 code for a protein of 427 amino acids. Gene Ontology annotation, molecular function: phosphatidylinositol-3,5-bisphosphate binding; protein binding; phosphatidylinositol-3-phosphate binding. The record is from RefSeq and is a predicted model, not a curated record. Gene Ontology annotation, cellular component: phagophore assembly site membrane; extrinsic component of membrane; cytosol.
GCAUGCGCGCAGAGGGUCAGCAACAUCCCCAGUGAAAAACAACAACAAUCAGAACCGUGGGGCUGGAAACGGAGAUGGCCCCGUGAAAACGCAACACUUACACUUAUUUCAUUGAAACAAUUCCAGUCUCGUUGCUGCUAUUUUACCAGAAACUUUAUAUGUCGACGGUGUCGAGCCCAUGAACCUGGCCAGUCUGAGCGGGGAUGCUGGCGGAAGCCAGCUUCUCUUCGCCAACUUUAACCAGGACAACACGUCUUUGGCUGUUGGCACCAAAUCAGGAUACAAGUUUUUCUCCUUGUCCUCUGUGGACAAAUUGGAGCAGAUAUAUGAAUGUACUGACACAGAGGAUGUGUGCAUCGUGGAGCGCCUGUUCUCCAGCAGCCUGGUGGCCAUCGUGAGCCUGAAGGCGCCCAGGAAGCUCAAAGUCUGUCACUUCAAGAAGGGAACUGAGAUCUGCAACUACUCUUAUUCAAACACCAUACUGGCUGUGAAACUGAACAGACAGAGGCUGAUUGUGUGUCUGGAAGAGUCGCUUUACAUUCACAACAUCAGAGACAUGAAAGUGCUGCACACCAUCAGAGAGACUCCACCCAACCCGUCAGGACUGUGUGCUCUCUCCAUCAGCAACGAUAACUGUUACUUGGCGUAUCCGGGCAGCGCCACGAUAGGGGAGGUCCAGGUGUUCGACACGGUCAACCUGAGGGCAGCCAACAUGAUUCCGGCUCACGACAGCCCCUUAGCGGCGUUGGCGUUCGAUGCCAGCGGCACCAAGCUGGCCACGGCUUCAGAGAAGGGCACGGUCAUCCGCGUCUUCUCCAUCCCAGAGGGACAGAAGCUCUUUGAGUUCCGGCGAGGCGUCAAGAGGUGUGUGAGCAUCUGCUCGCUGGCGUUCAGCAUGGAAGGCCUGUAUCUUUCUGCCUCAAGCAACACAGAGACGGUCCACAUUUUCAAAUUGGAGACGCAGAAGGAGAAGUAUGUGCCGGCUGAGGAGCCGACGACAUGGGGGGGUUACUUGGGGAAGGUGCUGAUGGCGUCCACCACCUACCUGCCUUCACAGGUCACAGAAAUGUUCACCCAGGGACGAGCUUUCGCCACCGUACGCCUGCCCUUCUGCGGACACAAAAACAUCUGCGCCUUAGCUGUGAUUCAGAAGAUUCCCAGGCUGCUGGUGGCAGCGGCCGACGGAUAUUUGUACCUGUACAACUUGGACCCUCAGGAGGGGGGGGAAUGCACGCUCAUGAAGCAGCACAGACUUGACAGCAGUGCCGAACCUCCCAAUGAGAUCCUGGAACAGGGCUCACACGAUCGCCCCCUUGUGGCCCAAACCUACAGUGCUGCUGUCAGUAAAGGUUACUGCGAAGAGCAGGGCGCGGUGGGAGGGGCGGGGCUCGAGGAGGACCUGAACGACUUGCGCCUGGAGGAGGAGAACGAGCAGCCGCCGCUCAUCCUGGAAACCGACUGACCCCGACAGAACCCUAAAACCCUCCUCCCGACGUCCAGGGGCCUCUUCUGGUGCUGCUGUGAAAACACCAGACACGACGAGGGUCAGGGACGGGAUCAAAGGCUGGGGGAGGCGUUCAGGAACCUGCCUUUCAGUCUGUCUGUCUGUGCGUUGUUCGGUUCACAUACCAAUCACUUUUCUGCCCCCCUCUCCUCUCUCCACUCCUCUUCCGUCCCCUUUAGUUUGCCUGUGCGGGCCAGAAUCUGGAGCGUUUUGCAUGUACAUGUGCCAACUGCUACAAAAAAAGAGCAAAAACAAACCAUGCUUCAUUGUGAAACUGAGCCCCCCCCCCACCCUGUGAGCGUGGUCGAACAGAAAGAGUAAAAAAAAAAAAACAACACAAUGUAGCCGUGUCUCAUUUGGUGGACACGUAUAUAAAUGCAAGCACUGUGUACAAUGAAAGUGAUUGUGUAAGUGCCUCUCUGUUUGUUUUUUUUUGUUUUUUUAUUUCUGUUUGGAAGGGGAGGACAUUUUUAAAAAUCCGUCGUCAGCAGGCCGACGGUUCCCGAUUGUCUGGCGCAGCAUCCGUCGGGUUUACCAAUGUUAUUUUAUUUUUUUCAAAAAAAAGGAAGAUUUGAAAACUUCCGCCUUGAGACAUUUGUGCGCUUAGCUGAGACUUUGUGUGUGUGUGUUGGGCAUGUACAAUAGCAAAGCAUCUACCCUCUUUCCAUCAUCCAAGCUCCUUCUCUUCUGCACAAAUCGGUUGAUUCCUCUCUUUUUUAUUUUAUUUUUUAAAUGACUGAUAAUAUUGAUGGUUUUAUAAACAAACAAAAAAAAGUCUUCUUAGCUAAUCAACCCAAUGAUGUGUCGUGCGUAUGCAAACAUGCAUGUUGUUGUUGACGUGCUACUGUGCCCAUCCAUCGCAGACAUACGAGUAGAGAAAGACGGCACGGCGUCGGCCGCAGACUCUCCUUCUCCUUCAUCCUAAUCUGUAUCUCUAUACCUUACUAGAUGUGGUCAGAUUAUACCGGCCCUAAUCCCAGACGUCCCUCGCUGGGGAAAGAGCGGUGAAAGUGGAUGUUUGACCAUAAAAUGGGAAACGGUGGACUGAAACUUUGUUCUGAAGGUCGGGCUGAGCCUCGUCAUCCGGUCCAGGAUGCUGCAUGAUUCCCAGUUUAAUCCUUUAGCGGUCCCAACACCCUCUAAGGAUUAGCCCCGGGAUUAUGGAGCAGCAGACAUUUUCUAAUGAUUUUGUACAAAAUGUAAGACGUUCAUCUGAAGGUAAAAUGAAAAUAAAAUUCUGUAUUGAUGUAUA